Molecule: messenger RNA, 165 nt
Organism: Plasmopara halstedii
Lineage: Eukaryota; Oomycota; Peronosporomycetes; Peronosporales; Peronosporaceae
Exons: 2
Coding region: 1-165 (54 amino acids)
Source: RefSeq, a predicted model, not a curated record
AUGCAUGACAUAUCUUCUAUCUUUGAACAUUCAAGCGUAUUUGCACGGAACCCAGCACAGGGCUCGGAAGUCAUUGCUAACAAUCAGCAACUCUGGGCUGUUAGCCGCUCUCGUCGGGAUAUCCGAUCAUCUAAGAGAAAGAUUUACACAGGCCGCGAAUGUUAG